Molecule: messenger RNA, 459 nt
Organism: Heterobasidion irregulare TC 32-1
Lineage: Eukaryota; Fungi; Basidiomycota; Agaricomycetes; Russulales; Bondarzewiaceae
Exons: 2
Coding region: 1-459 (152 amino acids)
Source: RefSeq, a predicted model, not a curated record
AUGUUCGCUGUUGGGAUAAGCGCCAACUUCUCGAGCGGUCCUGCUCACGUACCCUUUGUCAUCGUCGAAGUCCUCUGCUGGCUGGUGACCGUACUUCUCACGACCUACUCCAUCACGAUCGUCUCGCUCUCGAUUCUCACAGCGCUGACACUCGAUAAAGACGUUUGGAUUCGUGACAUCACUAGUUCUCCAUCGCCAUUUCCUUUGCAGCACAUUCUUGCGACCUUGAUGCGAACUACGUCUCUUGAGGAUGAUACCAGAAGUCAAAGGCACCACUGCUUGCCGGGAUGCACAUGUACUGAAAAGCAGUUGCCUUCGUCGCCACCGCUGGCUAUACCUGCCAUCGGGCAGGGCCUGAACGUUCGCAUGGAGAGGGCGCCUGCACGAAGCAACGUGCCGGUGCGUGUCCCCACGGCCAUGGAACGGCACAAUUCCAUCGUGAUUGGGUUUGAUGUCUGA